Molecule: messenger RNA, 7470 nt
Organism: Galleria mellonella (greater wax moth)
Lineage: Eukaryota; Metazoa; Arthropoda; Insecta; Lepidoptera; Pyralidae
Exons: 2
Coding region: 210-1757 (515 amino acids)
Biological process (GO): cell surface receptor protein tyrosine kinase signaling pathway
Cellular component (GO): cytoplasm
Source: RefSeq, a predicted model, not a curated record
UUCUUAGUCUGUGGUAUUUUGUUUAUUAUGAUUAUGAUGUGAUUGAAAUUUUUAAUACUUGUGAAUAUUAAAAUACCUAAUUCGUCUCAGAAUAAAAUGCAACGAAUAUUUAUAUAGUGUUAAUAUUUCUUUAAAUUAGGUUAAUUACCAUUUUUAUAAUUUCAAGAAAUUUGGAAACUCUAAUAAAUGUAAAUACAUAGAGCAGCGCAAUGGGGUGUCUACAUAGUAAAAAGGAAUCUUCAGAUCUGCAUCCCAAUGUAUUUCGUGUCGUAAAUAUUGACGAAAAUGGUGCAGACUUGUGCUCUGGUCAGUUGGAGAUCACAGAAUCGGAUAUUAUUCUUUACAGGGAAGGUAGAGAUUCAACAGUGUGGCCCUUGCAUUCAUUGAGAAGAUAUGGAUUUGAAGGAGAACUGUUUAGUUUUGAGUCAGGAAGAAGAUGUGAAACAGGUGAAGGUAUAUAUGCCUUUAGAUGUAGAAGAGCUUCCCUCCUUUUUCGAACUCUCCAACAACAAAUUCAGUUGAGAAAUGUUAUACAUGACUCUGUGCCGUAUCCUGUCUCAAGGUUGACUCCAUCGCCUCAGGGUAGACAAACACUACAGGCCAGUGUAGUUCAUCGCUCUUCUAUUGACAAUGGCCAGCCCGACAAUCACAUUCCAGCCAUCAAUAAUAAUCUGGCUAACAACAUACCACAUCCUAGUGUACAUGCUGUAACACAGUCACCAAGAUCACCUUCUAGUGCAGAUAUACUAGAAGUUAUGCCCUUAUAUCCACGUUCACAAACUAAUGGCAAUACUAAUGUUUACCAGUUGAGGGAAUUUAAAAGAGAACACAAUAAUAAUAAUCAGGGAGAUGCAUCUGAAUCACAUCAUGUUUAUAGCAAUGAUCUAAACAGAGAUUUAGCAAUAUUAAGAAAUACGUUGCGACAAGAAACUGUUCUCAACACUAUGAGAGAUAUUGAAGAUGAGACACGAUUUCUAGAAAGCAGAUAUAUAAAUGAGACCAUACCCAAUAAACAAAUAAGUAGUCCAUUGUCUCCCACAUUAAGUAGUUCAAGUGAGCAUUAUGCACAACUUAGUAUUGAGCAACAAGAAUCUGCUCGACUCUACAUGAACAUUGUACCAAAUGACAUGAAUGUUUCAGAAAAUAGUAAGAAUGAUACAGUACCUACUACUCCUUUAACACCAAAACAAAUAGACUAUUGUAAUUUGAGUGUUGGUACAAAGGCUGAAGUUAAUACAUAUGCUAAUUUAGCAUUGGGUGAAAUUGGUGAUAGUGUCAAGAAUGUCAAGCAGAUGUUAAAUUUUUCUAACAUAUCAGAACAUAAUCAGAAAUUUUCGGAAUCUGAUACUUUCACGUCAAUGUCGCCAGUGGAAGAGUUGGAAGUAAAUUAUGCUAUAUUAGACAUUGAAUCAAACAAAGAAAAUGGUAGAGUCUCAAGAGAUGUCGUAUCUCCAGAGAUGCAGUCUUAUAAUAGUUCCCGAAAUGAAAGCACGGCAUCGUGUUCGUCGCAGCCUCGCGGUCGACUCGUGUCACAGGGGAGUGUAGAAAAGCAAGUCACAACAUGCACAGCUGUGUCUCCUCCUUCUGCCACCAUAGGAUAUACUACUAUCGACUUUGAUAAGACUGUUGCUUUGACAUCAGUAGCUGCAGGUGCAGAUGUAGAUUUAGAUGGUCAACGCAAAACGCGGCAUAAUUCGUGUAAUGUAAUAUGUGGUAGUCCCAGUAGCGUCGACAAAAGUAAGUCUAGUAACAAUUAGGAAGCUUAAAAUGUAUUAUCAUCUCACAAAUUUUGCUACUAAUAAACUCUUAUCAACCAAAUUCAAACAAGGUGAUAAAUUAAGCGGGCAUAUUGUGAGCUAUAUUUUAGUGAGAUAAAAGAGGAGAGACAUCGACAUAAAGAUAAUACUAACAAUGGUGCCAAAGAAUUGAUACUUUUAAAAAUAGGUGUCUUUGUUCCAAUGCAGUGGUGUAUAACCUUACAAUAAUUAUACCCAAAGAAUAUUGUCAAUAUUAGAAUAAAAUAAACGAAAAAUUUGAAAAAAAUGCUAACAACCAUUUUCUUGGAUGAGUAUAAUAUAAAUGCAUAUAAAAACACGUCAAAUGCUAUAAAUUAAAAAUUUACUACUUAGCAAUUAUUUUGAAUAAUAUAUUUUUCACCUUUUACUCUCAUUUUUACUGAACCACAUUAUAUGUGGUAAAAAGGAAGGUUAUGAUUUUCAACUGACUUCAAACUGAAGUUCUCAAUUUGGUUGUUUUUUUUUUGUCAGUAUACUCUUAUCUCCGUCAGUUCCAGAUUUGGAAAAAUCUAUUUUAUUUGAAAAGGUAUAUCUUUACAGAUUGGUCCAAUAGAAUUUUUAUCAAAAUUGGUUCAGUAAUUUAGUUUUUAGAUCAAAAUAACUGGUUUUGUCACUAUUAAAGUCGGUUUUUUUUUUAAACACAAUCUUUAAUUAUAUCUGCUAUAAAUAAACUACUGAUCAUAAUUUCACUAGUGAGGUAUCUUUGGAGCAUUUUGAUCGUCCACUAGUUAUAGAAUAUGUAUACGAUUGAAAUCUGUUUUUUUGUGGAACACAAUCUUAAAUUAUUUAAUAGACAAUAAAUAUUAAAUAGAUAGUUUGUAUAUAACAAUUUCAGAUGAGAAUAAUUUCUUGUUUCAUACUUUUUGGGAGUAGACGGGUUUUAGUUUUUGAACUUACUUUUAAUAGGUGAAGGGGAGUAAAAAGUAAAAUAUACAGCCCAAAGGACAUUCAGAAACUACAUUUUCCGUAAUAUUGGCUUAUAAUUGUUUGUGAAUGGAGAGCAUAUAAUUUUCACAGUCCAUCUUUAGUUGUGAAAAUAUAUGAAUAAUAUAUAAUUUUCGUAUUUUAAAUUCAACUGUUUACGUUAUGUAGAUACUAGUUAGGUGAGAAAAUAAUUGAAAUAUGAUAAAACAAUAUUGUUAACGGGACUUUAUGUGCAAUAAUGCAUUGUAAAGUUUAAUAUAUUUUAAUAUGAAAAUUCCGUGUUCGAUGUCACGGUGUUCGUUCGCAUGAAAUUUUGUAAAUGUGUAUGGUUUUUUUUUAACUUGAGAGAUAGAUAAUAUUUGUCCCAAUAAAAAUAAGUGUACCCAUUAGGUGGCAAAACUACGUUUACUGGUUCAGCUAUUUAAUAAGUGGCAUAAUAAAAUUAUUAAUAUAAUAAUUUUCUGUUAAAUCAGAAUUUUUAUAAUUUAGUAGAGCUUACAAUAUUCUAUUGUUAUUUUUUAUAUUAAGCAUAUACAGUUGAGUUUAUUAUAUUUUUUUUAUCUUUCUACUAGAAAAUAAAUUUUCUUCAUUUUGUUUAACUCGUACUGGUCACUAUCUUCGUCUUUCUAUUUGAAUUGAUUUUAUUUCCGAACAAUGCAAAAAUGUAUUUUCAAGUCUCCAUCAACCCAUAACAUCCAGACCUGAGCCUAUUCACAAAAGUUUGUCUUCUUAAAUUGGCCUGACUAGGAUCAAACCCGAGACCUCAUUUACGUAAAGCAACGUACUUACUACUACAACACGAAGGUCAAAGUUAAGUCAUUUAACACUACGCUUUAAAAUACUAUUUUUACUUCCCACCAUACCAGUCAUAUGCUCGAUACCUGUGGUAUUAAAAAAAAACAUACUCUGUUGACUUUUAACUUGUGGUAAUUUUUGUUUUUAAAUGUCUGAUAAAUAGAAGUUACAGUAAUAAACUCAACUGUACAAUAUAAUAAUAGACACUUGUUUUUUACUAUUAUAUGAUAUUAUAUUAACUUGUAUUUGUUAAAUAAUAAUUAUCAUGAGUUAUACUGUUUUGUAAUUAAUUAUUAUUUGUAAUAAUUCCGAUUUUGUAAUUUAUAUAUACAUAGUUAUAUCUUUAUUGUAUAUAAGCAUAAAUACUCUUAAAAGUGAUGUUUCCUGUUAAAAAUGUUUUCAGCAAAACUUCAUUUUACGAUUAUAAGUUUAGACUUAGAUUAUAAACCAUAAAUCUAUUGUUGAUGAACAAGGAAAUGUGUAGGUAGAAUAUAUAAAAAAAUUUAGCAGGGUGAUUUCAGCCAAAUAUGAAGUAUAACUUUCAUAAUCGAUACCAAAGUUUAACUUUAUUUUUUACAAAAAUGUAUACCAAAUAUAAUACAAAAAUAUAAUGAAAAGUAGGUAGUAUAAAUAUAAACUAAUCAUAAACUACCUAGAGACACUAACACAUAAAGUAAUUAAGUAGUACAUUGAAUAUAAUUGGGGGAAAUUUGAUAUGAAAUACCUAGAUGCUGGAAUAACUUUUACAAUGUUUAUAUUCAAUUAUAGACUGAAGUUACUCAUUUUGAAUUUCCUUUAUGAUUUGUAAAUACAAUAGUUAAAUAUUUUACUGAACUAUAUGUUAUCUUGUGGAAGUCCAUAUCACUGGUUAUUUGAUUACAAAUAUUUUGUUUAAUUCCACUACCAUUAGUAUAUGUGUAACUGCCAACAUUCGAAUAUUGACCACCACUAUUACUAUCAAAAAUUCAACAACCUUAAAAAAAAGACACAAAACGUACGUGAACAAAAUAGCAGUCGGAAAUUGAUGACUAAUGUGGUAGGUUAUAGAAUAUACCAGAAGUAAAAAUGGUCAAUCUUCUAGUGUUGGCACUUACACAUAUACUAAUGGUAACAAACAAAUAAUUCUAGUCAAAUAACUAGUAAUAUAUUAGUUUGUAUUAUGUAUUACCAAUCUAUCCCGUAAGACCUUGAUAAAUGACAUGACAUAUGUAGUCUAUAUAAAUCUAAAUUGUAUUUAACAUUAUUAUCUCGAUACUGAAAAGGUAAAAUGUAUUAGGCGCUACUUUAGCUCAUAUUGAAUUAUAUAGUCAGCGUCAAAUUAAUCAGAGCAAGUUGAUGGUGAUUUAGCAGUCACAGAUAAUGCUAUGCCAGUUCACAAAAUGGCUAACGACAUAGAUUUUUUGGUUUAAACAGUACAGCUUUUAAUGGUUUUCUACCUUUCUAUUGACGCACAUUUUGCCUUUUCGUUUCUUUUUUUUUUUUUUGCUUUGCCAACGUCAAUACAGGUCUUACGGGAGAAAGGGGGGGGGGGGGGCGGGGAGGAAGCGCAGUUGGGCGGCAUACGAGUAUUUUACUCAAUCCUCACCCCCCAGUUCUCCAAUGACCUUUUAUUUUUCGUCGUUGUGGGGUGCCAGAGAGGAUAAGGCUAGCCUUGUUUCUAUUCUUUUAAUAUCUACUUUUUAUUCAUUUAUAUUCCAAGUAAUUGAAACACCAAUUGAGGUUUAAAUAAACACAUAAUGCCAUGUAGAAUGUAAUGUUGCCAUAAUUAGCUACCUGAAUUAUUUUCUAUGAACUUAUUACAGUAAUAAAAUCUAAUAAAAUUUAUUAUUGUCUAUUAAUAUUAAAUAUAAUAUUUAAAUAUUCCUCGACUUUAGUGACACGUCAUUUUUAUGGUCAUUACAUUGCUUGAUAUUUGCUUAUCCAAUAAAUGCCGAAAUAUUAGUUUUGCAUCCAUUAUGACCAUUUUAAUCUUUAAUUGACUAUUAUUUGAUACCAUCUGCGUAUUUUCUGUGACUACUUUUUUCGACAUAUUUAAGAUUAUUUUCUAGGAAAAUGCGUAUAUGUAUUCAUUCACAAACGUGUCUUUACAAUAGUUCGCUUAGCUUCUAAAGUGGGCACCAAACGAUGCUAGGGCGGGUAUGACCCACCCGUCUCCCCUUUAAAUACGUCUAUGACGACUAUUUCGACUUUAUCUCAACUGGAGUUUAAUUUCAGACUAUUGUAAUGAGGCUCAAAAUAGAAGCUAAAUCGAUCUCGUCCCUGUGUUAUAUUUUCUAAUAUAAGCAUUCAUUCGAUACUGCAUUAAUUGAGUCACGGUCCCCUGAGUGUAAUACAAAAAAAGUUACUUAUUUUAUAUACUACAGUACACCCAGGUACUGUAUACUUAUUAAAACGUACAAACAAACAUUUAUCAUUUCAUACUACGAGGUUUGUCCGGAAAGUACGUAUAAAAGUUUUUUAAAAAUUUUAUUUUACAAUUAUUCAGGUAAAUCAAUUUUAUCCCCUUCAAAGUACUCCCCUGUGACAUAAUGCACUUGUGCCAACGCCGUUUCCACUGUGAGAAGGCUCCUUGAAAGUCCUCUGGUUGUAGGUUUCUCAGCUGCCCCGUCGUAGCUUUUUUUAUCUCAUUUAUGUCCCCCAAAUGCCGCCCCCGAAGUACCAAUUUGGUUUUUGGGAACAAGAAGAAGUCACACGGGGCCAAAUCCGGCGAAUAGGGGGGUGUUCGGUCACCGUAAUGGAAUUUUUACUUAAAAACUCACGGACAACAAGAGAGGUGUGGGCAGGGGCAUUGUCGUGGUGAAGAAUCCAACGCCCCUCUCGCGCCAAUUCUGGACGAACUCGUGCCACACGAGCUUUGAGGCGUCUGAGCACAUCGACGUAGAAUUUUCCAUCAACUGUCUGGCCUGGAGGGACGAAUUCUUGAUGGACAAUCCCCCGAACAUCGAAAAAAACAAUCAACAUUGUCUUGACAUUUGAGCGGGAUUUUCUUGAUUUUUUUGUUCGUGGUUCCCCGGAUGUCUUAUCGAAUUAGAUCGGCAAAAAUUUCACGGCCAUUCUUGCCGAGUUUCGAGAGAAACUUGAUUACGACGCGCUGCUCUUCAACGGAAGCGGGCUCCAUGCCGACGGGGUUUCGUUAAGAGGUAACUUCACAGAUGGCGUGACAAGCCAGUCUGCACCGCACGGCGGUCAGACCAGAACUGAAGCAUUGUUAGGGACAUAAGGAAGGGGUCCUGCGCUUACCUGGCCUCCCCACUCCUCUUUCUCGCAUUCCAGAACACUUUUAUACGAACUUUCCGGACAGACCUCGUAUAUAUAAACGAUAUAGGCUACCAACAGGAUAAUUUAUUGGCCUAAUCUUGCCAUAAAAAUGAUGUUUAGCAUGAUUUUCCCAAAUUCUGUAACGUAUAUAUGUGAUUAUGUAAUAGAUGGUAGACAAUAGAUUGUAUUGCAUUUAUGAAAUACAAAUCAUAAAUAAUGAUAUACAUUCAAAUUUUGUUUAUUUAUUUAUUAGAAAGACCAACAGUAUUCUAACAUUGACAAUAAAUAUAACACAUAUAUAUAAAUUAUAAUAACAACCAGAUAGCCAAUAAUAGGUCUCAACGUAUAGUUAUGAAAUAUAAAAUAAACGCAUUAGAUACGCGUAGCAGUAAAGUUAGUAUAUAUAUACAAACACAUUGUAUUCAAAAGCUAAUACUAAAAAUGCAAGGACACAACCAUGAAAUUAUGCUAAAUUAGUAAUAAAUUAUAUAUACAUAUUUAAAGAGAUAAAAAUUGGCCAAUUUAAUGGAUUACAAGAAUUCAGGAUUUGACAUACUUUAGGUAUUGUCAUUAUUCCUUGAAGUAUAAACUUUAAACGUAAACUUUUAUAUUAAUGAGAAGUGACAUAAGUAUAUAUUUUAUUGUGUAAAUAUAUUUUUAUAUUACAUAUUUUAUUGUUAUACAUUUAUUUACUGAA